Molecule: messenger RNA, 2609 nt
Organism: Lycium ferocissimum
Lineage: Eukaryota; Viridiplantae; Streptophyta; Magnoliopsida; Solanales; Solanaceae
Exons: 7
Coding region: 207-2315 (702 amino acids)
Source: RefSeq, a predicted model, not a curated record
CGUAAACGCGCGAUGUUUCGUGCACUAGGCUGCCUUUUUUUAUUGUAGACUAUAGCUGUCAGGGCGAAUACCUAUGCUUAUCUCAAUUUGACAUUCAACGCUACUUUUUAUAUGCUGAGGCUGAAUUUUUUCUUGUUCUGUUUCUCGUAGAUAUUCUCAAGAAUGUGUUAGGUAAACUUGGACAGACGGGUAAAUUGCAAACUGCUAUGGAUUCGUUAGAGAACAACUGGAAGACACCGAAUGGGAAUGCAAAGAUCUUUCAACACGAGCCUGAACAGGUUGUAGGCGGUGCAUCGGUUUAUUUUGCAUCAGAGGAGGAAGCAAUAGGAGUGGAAUAUUUAUUAGCAGAACCUGAGUAUGAUGAUAUAAUUGAUACUCUUCUAGGUUUUAACACAUGUACAUUCAGUGUUCCAGAGAGCUACUUUAAGGAGUUUUCAGCUCUGGAGUCUGUCUUAAUAAAAAGAGAUCACGUUCAAAGAGAUCUUAAUGAAGAUGAUAAAACAAGGGAGAAGUUUCUUGAUGGAUUGUCGAACGGAUAUGAUGAAAAUCAUUUCUCCAUUUCAUGUGAAGAUUACCUUUUGGAUGUUGAACUUGAGGAAGAGACUCCCACCCUCCAUGAUGUCACAAGAGAUAUUUCCUCUGUAGGGAAUGUGAAUUCGGAGAACCGGCUUUUGGAUUCAGACGGAAGAAAUGGUAUUCAUGUGUUAAAGUUGUCCGAUGCAAGUACCUCAUCUGAUCAUGAUGCUAUGCUAUUAGACAAAUUUGAUGGCAUGUCGACUGAUAAACUACUCGAGGUGUUCAGGAAGAUGUUUGGACAUCAAACUGAAGAGUUAUUAGAUAUUGAACUUGAGGAAGAGACUUCCAUCCUCCAUAAUGUCACCAGAGAUAUAUCCUGUAUAGGGGACGUGAAUUUGGAGAACCAUCUUGCUAAUUCAGACAGAAGAAAUUGUGGCUUUCCUGUGUUAAAGUUGUCUGAUGCAAGUACCUCAUCUGAUCAUGAUGCUAUGCUAUUAGACAAAUUUGAUGACAUGUCGACUGACAAACUACUCGAGGCGUUCAGGAAGAUGUUUGGACAUCAAACUUCAGUCGCAGAUAAGCAGGAACUUGUGGAAGAGAGUCCUGCCCUCCUUGAUGUCACAAGAUAUAUAUCCUGUAUAGGGAAUGUGAAUUUGGAGAACCAGCUAGCUGAUUUAGGUGGAAGAAAUUGCGGCAUUCAUGUGUUAAAGUUGUCAGAUGCAAGUACCUCAUCUAAUCAUGAUUCUGUGCCAUUAGACAAACUUGAUGACAUGUCAACUGAUAAACUACUCGAGGUAUUCACGAAGAUGUUUGGACAUCAAAUUUCAGUUGCGGAUAAGCAAUGGCUGCAACCCCAUAGAACAUUUGGCUUGCAAAACCAGGAGAUGUCAGACAAGAAUUUCAGUUUUCCGAAAUUCUCUCUUGAUUCGAGUGAAAAUCUCCUUACAGCAUCUACGGCCUUUGCUAGUAUAUUCAAUUUCAGAAGAAAGCCAAGGGUUCAACACGUGAAAAGGAGAGAACAUAUCCAAUGGAAUUCCUUCAAAUGGGAUAGCAAGGAGUCAGCUGAAGAAAAUGUAAAAUGUGAUGGAACGAAAUCAGGAAUAUCUGAACGGUAUCUGAAAAGUAAACCUUCACGAGGAGGAUUUGGUCGGCGAUAUUACCACAGAGGAGUCAAAGUAUCAUCACAAGGUCUUGGUAAAAGAAAUUCUCAAGUUGGAUGUGUCCAAAUUCCACCUGGUUUGCCAAUUGAGGACUGGCCUUUGGCACAAGGUUCUUCUGGCACUCUUUCUGACCAGUCUAGUGAUAAUACAUCUGAAGAUGAUUGGACUAUAUGGACCGAUACCCGAGGCACUAACCAAUACAGAAAACACAAGUAUUGGUCAACACCUGAGGUUGUAAAGUUGGUGGAGGGUGUUUCCAAGUAUGGAGUUGGUAGAUGGAGUGAUAUAAGGAGGAUGUUUUUCCAAUCAUCUGUGCAUCGUAGUCCAGCUGAUUUGAAGGACAAAUGGCGGAAUCUUCUGAGGAAAAGCAGCCGACGAUUGCAGAGCCAGAGAGGGGUUGAUGCAAAGAAGAAGCACGGUGUGCGCUCAAUUCCUCACGAUGUGUUAAACCGUGUUCGGGAGCUUGCUGUCAUCUAUCCAUAUUCGAGGCAAUGUAGAUCAAGAAUCUCUCCAACUGCAUCCGUUGCUUCUUCUUCGAAUGUGGAGUCUGAUCACCAGUGCUUCUCUAUGAAUGAGCAUAACGUAACAUUUUUGUCCUCUAACCCAAGUGAAUUCUACCAGGAAACUGGUUUCCACUAGGUGGGAUGCGUGGAUUGAAUCUCACAUAUAGAUACUAAGGUAUUUAGAAGGAUCAUACCUGUGAAAAAAAGAUAGAUAACUUUGACAGCAAAAUUCUUGGUAGGAUAUAUGUUUUGCAGGCAGUAGCUAAUUCUAAACUUGUACAAGUUCAAACUGGAGAUGCAAAUUUCUAACAGAUUGUAACUACUUCUAUUCUAGUUAAAAUCUUUUUUGUUAGAGAAUACUUAUUGGUAACAAUAUGUGCAAGACUGAAGAAAGUGGUUUUAGUUGCUAUCUUUGUUGAUUCAUGUAUGG